Tribolium castaneum (red flour beetle) is the source of this 1228-nucleotide messenger RNA. Its product is annotated as alanine--glyoxylate aminotransferase. The coding region runs from base 32 to 1198 and encodes 388 amino acids. Gene Ontology annotation, cellular component: peroxisome. The transcript is spliced from 5 exons. NCBI's taxonomy places the organism in Eukaryota, Metazoa, Arthropoda, Insecta, Coleoptera, Tenebrionidae. Gene Ontology annotation, molecular function: L-serine:pyruvate transaminase activity; L-alanine:glyoxylate transaminase activity. The record is from RefSeq and is a predicted model, not a curated record.
UUGAAAAUAAAAUAACAGUCCAGAGUACACCAUGUCAAAACAAUUAGAUAUCGAAUGUGAGUACAAGAAAACCGCGAAACGGUUUUCUUCACCAGAAUACCUUCUAUUGGGUGCUGGACCGAUGAAUAUUUCUGAAAGAGUUGCCAAAGCGUUAUCACGCCAACCUUUGAAUCCUUUGGGAGCAGACAUUUACCAAAUUCAAGAUGAAAUCAAAGUCAUGCUGAAGUACCUUUUCCAAACAAAAAAUAAUUACACUUUUGUGAGCCAAACGUCGGGAAAUGGCGGGAAUGAGGCAAUAAUGGUCAAUCUUCUAGACCCCGGAGAUCGGGUGGUUAUAGCAAUUGGGGGCACUUGGGGCGAGAAAAUGGUAGAUAUGGCGCAAAGAUACAAUUUCGAUAUUCUCUCGCUCAGGAAAAAUCCCGGCGAAAUUUUUACUUUACAAGAACUUGAAAAUGCAGUGGUUGACCACAAAGCCAAAAUGUUAUUUGUGACUCAUGGAGAAUCCACCGGGGGGACUCUCCAACCCCUUGAAGGUCUCGGUGCCAUGUGCCACAAAUACGACUGUCUGCUUGCUGUCGACGCUAUUGUCUCUAUAGCAGUGGACCCACUUUUUGUCGAUCGAUGGGAGAUUGACGCUGUGAGUGCUGGAAGCCAAAAAGGCAUAGGUGCACCUCCUGGCACUUGUAUGCUGAGUUUCAGUCCCAGAGCUGAGAAACGAAUGAGUGAGAUAAAAGUACCACCCCCGUACUACUUAGAUAUGAGAAGAAUAGCAAUUUACUGGAAGUGCACCCCUGAAGCUAGACAAUACCAGUACACAUUUUCAUCAAACUUGCUAGCUUCACUACGAGAAGCUUUGGCGGAAAUUUGUGAAGAAGGUCUUGUCCAGAUUUGGGAAAGGCAUACGUCCAAUACUAAACUUUUCUGGAAAAAACUUGAAAAACUUGGUCUUGAACCUUUCGUGAAGGACGUCAAAAAUCGCUUCAUGGGGGUCACCCCUGUGAAGCUACCUCCAGGAAUCGACCAAAUUGAGUUUCUCAACUUUUUACGACAAAAAUUUCAGAUUGAUAUCACCGCCGGUCACGGCCCUACCAGCGGUAAGGCUAUUCGGGUGGGCUUUUUAGGCCAUAACAGUAGACCCGAAGUGGUCGAAUACUUGGCAGAGGCUCUAAAAGCCGCUCUCGAGCACUUUAAGAAAUGAUGUGUUAUCAAAUAUAUCCAUUUAAAUAUA